This is a messenger RNA of Necator americanus (New World hookworm), 12450 nucleotides long. RefSeq lists its product as uncharacterized. The transcript has 56 exons. NCBI's taxonomy places the organism in Eukaryota, Metazoa, Nematoda, Chromadorea, Rhabditida, Ancylostomatidae. The record is from RefSeq and is a predicted model, not a curated record. Bases 1 to 12450 code for a protein of 4149 amino acids.
AUGUCGCAAGGUGGUUCCCUGAUCCAUAUAGCAUAUUCACUGCCUCAGUACCCUGCACACUGGGCCCUGCCGUCUCAGACGUCGGACGGUAUGGCGACCGGUGAGAGGCGAUCAAAUCUCAGGUUGCUCAGGACGUUAUUGAUUCUGGACCAAGGCGACAUACGCACGACUCGCCAUGGAGACUGUCUCAGACUGUGUACUUACAACGCGAGAACAGUUUCCACAGACGCUGACCUGCAUGUCCUUCUCGGAGCUGCAGAGCGUAUCAAAUUUCACGUGAUUGCUCUGCAGGAGACCAAGUACAGAAGGAGCGACGUACGACAGAUGAAUGACGGUACACUCGUCAUUCGUGGAGAGAAGAAUCCGUCGCGAAAUGUAGGCGGUGUUGAUUUUGUUGCGCACCCAUCUGUCGUCCAUCUCGUCGAUUCUCACGAGAUCCUGUCACCUCGUCUGGCCAUUCUUCGCCUUCACCCUCUGCGCCAAAAAUCCAUCAGUAUCAUCAACUGCUACUCACCAACAUCAGCAGCCGAUGAAUCCGAAUUGGACGCGUUUUGCGAGGAGCCCGCAACGAGAGUGGUUCUGAUCACCGUCUCCUUCGUGCGAAAAUACGACUUAGCCACACGAUGGAAAAGAACAUUUGCUAUCGGCAACGAAGGAGAAAAGAAGUCAUCUACGACGAUUGCGUACUCGAGGACUUCUUGUCCCAAGGUGACUGGCACAUCGAAGAGGACCCAAACGUGGACUACGAGAUGCUGCUCAGAGGAUUACGAGCCUGUGCUGAACGUGCCUCGAAGCCGCGCACGACAAAUUUGGAUCGAAUUUCGAAGACCACCAAGGAAUUCUUGGAAAGAAGGAAGGGCUUUGAGGCUUGAUCCGAAUGCAUCGCACAUUGAGCGGUUAGUAGCAAACACUAGCUGCAGAAAAGCGUUGCAGGAGGAUCUUUUGAAGAACAGGCAGAAGAAGUUUCUGGAAGCAACACAAAGAAUAACGAGUCUUAAGAAGUGCCGCAGGGAUCUCCGCGAAUAUAAUAUUCCGCUAGUAGCCUUGCUGAGCGAAGACGGGACUUGCACGUCUUUUCGUUGUGAGAUGGAAAUGAUUACGGAGGUUCUACUCGAACCUUUUCCGUUCAUCAACUCCUGUGUCAAGCCCGAUCAUCCCACUGGCGAAGCUUCACCACGGAUUCUCCCUUCGGAAGUACGAGUCGCUAUCAAGAGCAUGAAACCUGGCACAGCCCCCGGACCUAAUUUUAUAUCAGCAGACUUUCUUCGGGCUGGUGGCCAUAAGAAAGGUGACCGAGAGGACCUUCGGAACUACUGUCCGAUAUGCUUGCUGAGCGUGUUAUACAAAGUAUUUACCAAGAUCAUCCUCACGCACAUAUCUAGGACGCUGGAUGAAGCCCAGCCUCAAGAACAAGCUGGAUUCCGCCAGGGGUUCAGCUGCUUGGACCACAUCCAGACCGUGUCGAGGGUCAUAGAGGUUUGCCGGGAAUACCGCCUGCCCUUCGGCGACUAUGAGAAAACCUUUGACAGCGUCGAAACGAAUGCAAUACUGUCAGCGCUGGUCGAUCAAGGUGUGGAGGCAUCGUAUGUGAGGACAUUAGCCAAUUGCUACGGUCGAUGCAGGACUAGGAUACAGCUUUUCCACCGCCCUCUCACCAUACCCAUUGGAAAAAGGGAGGCUUUCAUCGGCGGACCUGCUCACUGGGAGAAACGCCCGCAAUCUUCCCAAAAUGCAGGCAACAUUUUUGUUCUUAGACCAGAGCACAAAGUGAAUUACUUCACCCCCGAUUUUUCGGUGUUUGAACAAAAUAAACCUAAAGACGAAGUACCAUAUUGGGUGGUCACCCUUCUAUGUGUUCAGCUGUACAAUAGAGCUGCUGCCUUAUCAGACGAGGAAUGCGCUAAUUACCACGAACUCCGGACUUCUUCCGAUUACGCGACUUUUGUCGAAGACUGCGCUGGCAAAGCAGUGCUUGGCUUCGAAAAUGGAGUGUCCAACAAAUUCUUCGCGAGCAAACUGACACAAGACGACUUCAACAGCUUAUUCGAGAACGUCGUCAAGGCUUCGUUCAAAAUCCUGAUUGAGAACACCAACUUCGAGCAGCUGAAGUUGCCGAAACUUGAGGAACUGAACGGAGGUCUCUCCAUUCGUAACAAUAAGCUGCUGAGGACGUUCCAAAUAAACAAAGCUCACAAGUUUGAUCGCACAAUCAACGGACCUACAGUUGUGACGGUUGACGGCAAUCCAGUGCUUGGUCGAGAGAGCAUGGAUAAUCUGCGACACCUUUGCGAUUACUGCGAUAUUUUCAGCUGGACGAAAUGUAGCGCAUUGGACGUAGUUAAGCCUGACUCGUACGGUGACCUUGUUAACAGAUGUGCUGGAGAGUCUAUAAUCAAGCAGAAGCCGGGUGCUCGCUUUUUCCUACGUGCCAACAAGAUGACACAGCACCAGUUCAAUUCUCUAUUUUAUAAAGCCACCCAUGUGGAAAUGUGUCUCGACUUCCAGGAUAUGCAGUGGAAAGAGAUAACCUUCCCAAACCUCGUUCGACUCAUUCCGUGUGGCUACGGAGAUCCAUCGCUAAGGAUCGUCCACAAUUACUAUUUGACUGCGAUUAAUCUGCCAGCCUAUGAUUCAGAAGGAUUUGGUCGUCUGAAUCCGUUGAACAAUGUAGAACUCAAGAACAACUUUGUUCUACCGAAUGAAGUUCUCUUAUCAUUAAAAAGUAACUGUCGUUUCUGCAAACUUGAGCAGUACAAAGAGUGUGACAACUUGCAUUCGGCAAGCACUGAAAAUGCCACUGAAUUCGUAGACAAGUGCGGAGGAAAAAGGGUAAUGACACCUAAAGAGGGUCACGUACUAAUCCUGGACAUUUCCACACUAACUCAAGAGCUCAUUGAUGAGUUAUUCAUGGACGCCACCCACAUAAAAAUGUGUAUCAUUCUCAAAGGUUCGCAGAUCAGGAGAUUGCGAAUGCCUCACCUCAAGAAGGUGGAGUCAUGCCAACCUGGCAGGCCGGCGUUUGAAAUCGAAGGAAACAUGUACCUGGAAGUGAUUGAGUUGCCUCCUGACUUUGACUUUAACGUUUACGAUUACAUAUUCCACAUCAGCAACAAUCCCAGACUGCCAAGAGAAAUCCUCGUUAUCUUCGACCGUUGCAGAGGGUGUUCGAUAGAAACAGAUACUAGAUGCUCAAUGACGAGUGGUGGAUACAAAACGGUCUACGAAUUGCUACAAUUCUGUCCUGGAAAAAGACACAUCGUAUUCCAUGAUGAGAUUAGUGUAACCGAAUAUCAACUCCAGCAGCUCUGUUCCGAAGCAAUAUUUCUACAAAUGUGCUUCAAAAUCGUCAACACCAACUACAGACAAAUCAACUGUCCAAAGUUGAUGUACAUGAAACCAUGCGUGCAAGGAAAGCAAGUGCUCACAAUUGUUGGAAACCCGCUUCUAACUGAAGUUACUAUCCCGCUCAACGUACUCUAUCCAAAAGGAGAGAAGAUCUUGAUUGUCAAAAAGAACCAGAAACUGAAGCAACCAACCAUUGAGAAAUUGAAGCAGAUCUGUCCGGUUUGUGAGAUCGAAGGUUUCUUCUCAAAAUGCAGCGGCAUGGGACCAAUCACCGAUGUUAACGCGUUCCUCAUGCAGUGCAGUGGACAACCGUUUAUCGAUGGAGCGCCUGGCGUGGUCCUAGAGGUGGACCUUUCUCACACCACCGAGGAGCAGCUAAACGGAUUAUUUGCGAAUGUCGAAGAGAUGCAGAUCUGCAUUACUAUCAAGGGCUCUAGUAUCACGAGGCUGCGCUUCCCAAAACUGACGAGAUGGAGGUCAUGCGCACCUGGGAGAGCUGCGUUGACAUUAAUAAACAACUACUACCUGGAAUCCCUAGAAUUCCCCUCAUGCAAAGGAUGUGUUGAUAGUGCCAUCAUCCGGAACAACCCUCGUUUGCCAAGGACGGUGAUCGUAUUGAUUACCAGCUGGUGCAGUCAAUGCAUAGUAGAGGAGUAUGUUCCAUCAUGCGGCCUUGGCGUUGGAGGAUUUAGCGCAAUUGACUUUGUUAGGGCUUGUGCUGGAAGAGAUUUCAUUAAGCCCGAAGGUGGUCCUGUUUAUAUAAGGUCCAGCGAAGUGUCAGAAGCACUAUUCAACGCAUUCUGUUCCAAAGCCGUCUACAUGGAAGUGUGUAUCGAAAUAUCCGAGUCUUACUAUAGGAGCAUUCGAUGUCCGCACCUCAGAGAAGUCAGACCUUGCGAGCCAGGAAAGCAAGUUUUUACCAUCGUUGAUAAUCCACGCUUGGUUGUGGUCGACAUCCCAGCAACUGUCCUGUAUCCUCGAAACGAAAAGAUCCUUCGUGUAAAGAAAAAUAAGGUACUACCGCAAGAAAAUAUCGAGAAGCUGAAGAGGAUUUGUCCAGCUUGUGAGAUCGAGUUCUACUUCUCAAAAUGCAGUGGGUUGGGGCCGAUCACCAAUGUCGACGCGUUCGUCCAGCGAUGCAGCGGACAACCGUUCAUCGAUGGAGCAGAAGGGGUGGUAUUAGAAGUCGAUCUUUCCCGGCAGACAGAAGGACAGAUCAACGGACUGUUUGCGAAUGUCGUCGAAAUGCAAAUCUGUGUUACGAUCAAAGGAAGCAGCAUCAGGAGGCUCGUUUUCCCGAAGCUGAAGCAAUGGAAAGCUUGUGCACCUGGGAGAGCUGCGUUGAUAUUAAUAAACAACUACUACCUGGAAUCCCUAGAAUUUCCCUCAUGUCAGGAAAGAUGUGUUGAUAGUGCCACUAUCCGGAACAACCCUCGUUUGCCCCCGACGGUGAUCGAAUUGAUUACCGGCUGGUGCAGUCGAUGCAUAGUAGAGGAGUAUGUUCCAUCAUGCGGCCUUGGCAUUGGAGGAUUUAGCGCAAUUGACUUUGUUAGGGCUUGUGCUGGAAGAGAUUUCAUUAAGCCCGAAGGUGGUCCUGUUUAUAUAAGGUCCAGCGAAGUGUCAGAAGCACUAUUCAACGCAUUCUGUUCCAAAGCCGUCUACAUGGAAGUGUGUAUCGAAAUAUCCGAGUCUUACUAUAGGAGCAUUCGAUGUCCGCAUCUCAGAGAAGUCAGACCUUGCGAGCCAGGAAAGCAAGUUUUUACUAUCGUUGAUAAUCCACACCUGGUUGUGGUCGACAUCCCAGCAACUGUCCUGUAUCCUCGAAACGAAAAGAUCCUUCGUGUAACGAAGAACAGGAAACUCCCGCGAGAAAAUAUCGAAAAGCUAAAAAAGAUUUGUCCAGCUUGUGAGAUCGAAUUCUACACUUCAAAAUGCAGUGGGUUGAGGCCGAUCACCGACGUCGACGCUUUCAUCCAGCAAUGCAGCGGACAACCGUUUAUCGAUGGAGCAGAGGGAGUGGUAUUAGAAGUCGAUCUUUCCCGCCAGACAGAAGAACAGAUCAACGGACUCUUUGCGAAUGUCAUUGAAAUACAAAUCUGUGUUACGAUCAAAGGAAGCAGCAUUAAGAGGCUUGUUUUCCCGAAGCUGAAGCAAUGGAAAGCUUGUGCACCUGGGAGAGCUGCGUUGACAUUAAUAGACAACUACUACCUGGAAUCCCUAGAAUUCCCCUCAUGCCAAGAAGGAUGUGUUGAUAGUGCCAUCAUCCGGAACAACCCUCGUUUGCCAAGGACGGUGAUCGUAUUGAUUACCAGCUGGUGCAGUCAAUGCAUAGUAGAGGAGUAUGUUCCAUCAUGCGGCCUUGGCAUUGGAGGAUUUAGCGCAAUUGACUUUGUUAGGGCUUGUGCUGGAAGAGAUUUCAUUAAGCCCGAAGGUGGUCCUGUUUAUAUAAGGUCCAGCGAAGUGUCGGAAGCACUAUUCAACGCAUUCUGUUCCAAAGCCGUCUACAUGGAAGUGUGUAUCGAAAUAUCCGAGUCUUACUAUAGGAGCAUUCGAUGUCCGCACCUCAGAGAAGUCAGACCUUGCGAGCCAGGAAAGCAAGUUUUUACUAUCGUUGAUAAUCCACGCCUGGUUGUGGUCGACAUCCCAGCAACUGUUCUGUAUCCUCGAAACGAAAAGAUCCUUUUUGUAAAGAAAAAUAAGGUACUGCCGCAGGAAAAUAUCGAGAAGCUGAAGAGGAUUUGUCCAGCUUGUGAGAUUGAAUUCUUCUUCUCAAUAUGCAGUGGGUUGGGGCCGAUUACCAACGUCGAUGCAUUCGUCAAGCGAUGCAGCGGACAAUCGUACAUUGAUGGAGCAGAAGGAGUGGUAUUAGAAGUCGAUCUUUCACGCCAGACCGAAGAACAGAUAAACACACUGUUUGCAAAUGUCGUAGAGAUGCAAAUGUGUGUGGUGAUCGAUGGAAGCAAUAUCAGGAAACUCGUUUUCCCAAAGUUGAAAGAAUGGAAAGCUUGUGCUCCUGGCAGGACAGCGCUCACAUUGAUAAACAACUUCUAUCUGGAAUACCUGGAAUUCCCUUCAUGUAAACAAGGCUGCGUCAGUAGCGCGGUUAUCCGAAACAACCCUCGUUUGCCAAGAAGUGUGAUCGAAUUGAUUUCUAGCUGGUGCAGUCGAUGCAUAGUAGAAGAGUAUAUUCCAUCUUGUGGCCUGGGAAGUGGAGGUUUCACCGCAAUUGAUUUCGUCAGAGCUUGUGCAGGAAAUUCCUACAUCAAACCCGAAGGUGGUCCUGUUUAUAUAAGGUCCAGCGAAGUGUCAGAAGCACUAUUCAACGCAUUCUGUUCCAAAGCCGUCUACAUGGAAGUGUGUAUCGAAGUAUCCGAGUCUUACUAUAGGAGCAUUCGAUGUCCGCACCUCAGAGAAAUCAGACCUUGCGAGCCAGGAAAGCAAGUAUUCACUAUCGUUGAUAAUCCACGCUUGGUUGUGGUCGACAUCCCGGCAGCUGUCCUGUAUCCUCGAAACGAAAAGAUCCUUUUUGUAAAGAAAAAUAAGGUACUACCGCAAGAAAAUAUCGAGAAGCUGAAGAAGAUCUGUCCAGCUUGUGAGAUUGAAUUCUAUUUCUCAAAAUGCAGUGGGUUGGGGCCGAUCACCAAUGUCGACGCGUUCGUCCAGCGAUGCAGCGGACAACCGUUCAUCGAUGGAGCAGAAGGGGUGAUAUUAGAAGUCGAUCUUUCCCGGCAGACAGAAGAACAGAUCAACGGACUGUUUGCUAAUGUCAUCGAAAUGCAAAUCUGUGUUACGAUCAAAGGAAGCAGCAUCAAGAGGCUCGUUUUCCCGAAGCUGAAGCAAUGGAAAGCUUGUGCACCUGGGAAAACCGCCUUGACACUGACGUACAACUUCUACCUGGAAUACCUGGAAUUCCCCUCUUGUCAGCAAGAAUGCGUCAGUAGCGCGACCAUCCGAUACAACCCUCGCCUGCCAAAAAAAGUGAUCGAAUGGAUUUCCAGGUGGUGCAGUCGAUGCGUAGUAGAAGAGUAUGUUCCAUCUUGUGGUCUGGGAAUUGGAGGUUUUACCGCAACUGAUUUCGUCAGAGCUUGCGCAGGAAGACCGUAUAUCAAACCUGAAGGUGUUACCAUUUGGAUAAGGUCAAGUGAAGUAUCAGAAGAAGAAUUCAACGCUUUCUGCUCCAAAGCAGUCUACAUGGAAGUGUGCGUUGAAAUUUCGGACUCAAACUACAGGAGCCUACGAUGUCCUUACCUCAAAGAGAUCAAGUCUUGCCAGCCAGGGAAACCCGUGUUCAUAAUCGUCAAUAACGAGCAGCUGUCCACUGUUGACAUCCCAACGACUAUUAUUUUCCCCAUCGACACGAAGCCAUUCGAAAUUUAUGGAAAUCCACGAGUACCUUCCGAAUGGCUGAAUGAAAUGAAGAGAAGAUGUCCUGGAUGUAGAAUUGAAGGAGCAACUGGAUGCGGCCUAACCACGACGGAAUACACAGAUAAGCAACUUGUGCAGGCCUGCGCAGGAAAGACAAUAAUACGGCCUGCCAAAGGAUUUUAUUUGACUUUGAGCUCAGAGUUUGCUACUGAAAGUGAAAUGAAUGCAAUUUGCUCAAAAGCUGCCUACAUGGAGAUAUGCAUCAUUAUUAGGCUGUCCUCGUACAAAGCGUUACGUUGUCCCUUCUUAAAGGAACUGAAGCCUUGUCUUAAAGGUAAACCAGCAAUAACGAUAGUGGACAAUCCUUUCUUCGAAGUUCUCGAAAUUCCAACCACCACGACUUAUCCAGAAGGGGAGACGAUAGUUGAAAUUAAAGGAAAUCCACUGCUUAAUCCGAACGUUCGUACAAAGCUGAAGUCAUGGUGUCCACACUGCACAAUCUUGCCAGAUUACGUAUGCGGGAUAACGACACCUCAAUUCACUACGAAGGAAGUUGUUGCCGCUUGUGCAGGAAAGAAGUUCGUGAAGCCCGUUCUCAGAGCCGUUGUUAUAACUGCGACUGAUGCAACCGAAGAUGAACUAAACAAUCUCUGCUCCGAAGCUGAGUUUAUGGAGAUUUGCAUCGAAAUCACUAAUUCGCAAUUUAGAAGUUUCCAAUGUCCAAAAUUAAAGGAAUUGAGACCAUGCAUGCAAGGUAGGCCGGCUAUCAAGAUUGUUGGGAAUCCACGUCUCUCUGUUUUGGUGAUCCCUACCUCUACGAAAUAUCCAUCCGGUGUUAAAAUCGUCGAGAUUGUAAAGAAUCCACUGCUUGAUGCUAACAUUCUUCGGCCACUCGCCGAAUGGUGUCCCCAUUGCAACAUCAAACUCGACUACGCGUGCGGCAUCACUAAAGAAAGAUUCACAAUCAAGGAACUUGUCGCUGCUUGUUCAAACUAUAAAGUGAUUAUACCACCACCUGGCGUAACACUAGUGAUCACAUCCGAAAUGGUGACAGAGGAAGAGCUGAACCGAAUGUGCGCAAAUGUUGUCCGCAUGGAAGUGUGUAUUGAGAUCAUAAACUCGAAUUUCAAACGUUUCCGAUGUCCAAAUCUAAGGGAAUUGAAAUCAUGCGAAGGAGGCCGACCUGCUCUUGUAAUUAAAUACAACCCUUUCUUGGAAGACAUUUUAAUCCCUAUGGAAACAAAAUAUCCGCAAGGAGCAGUAAUCGUUAAUUUUGCACGGAACCCUUCAGUUCCACCCAGGACUGUUCAAGACCUGCAAACAUGGUGUCCACAUUGUCCCAUCACUAUUGAUUACGUGUGUGGACUAUCCAACGAACUGAUUACUGUUCCACAAGUUAUUGCUGCAUGCACCGGACAGCAGUACAUUAUUUCAUCCCCAGGAAUUGUUAUCACUCUCAAAUCUCAGUUUGUCACUGAAAACCAGUUGAAUGCGUUGUGCUCAACAGCGCUUGUUACGAAUAUCUGCAUUGAAAUCAAAAACUCUAAUUUCAAAACUUUGAGAUGCCCGAAACUGAAAGAAAUCAUACCAUGUCAAGCAAAUCAGCCUGCUAUCCAGAUUGUCAACAAUUCCUACUUUACACAUCUCGACAUCCCUAUGACAGCUAGGUACCCUACUGGUGUGAAGAUCGUUGAAAUCCAGAUGAAUCCAAUGUUUGACCCAGUUAAUCUCAAGAAGAUCCAACAAUGGUGCCCAGGCUGCAUCGUUACUGGCGACUAUGCAUGUGGUCUGAACAAACCCAAUCCAACUACAGAAGAACUUAUGCGAGCAUGCGUCGGCAAGCGGAUUAUUGCUCCAAUGCCAGGAAAUGAGUUCAUUUUGGACUCAAAAGAUUUCACGGUUGAAGAGUUCAACGCUUUUUGUUCAAAAGUCGUCCGCAUGCAGGCUUGUAUUAUCAUUGAGAAAUCGAAUUUCCAAAGGAUAGAAUGCCCAGAACUAAGGGAGCUGAAGGCUUGCCGACCAGGCAAGAGGGCUUUCACUAUCGUUGAAAAUUUCAAACUCGUAAGCAUCGUUUUUUCACCGCUACUGGUGAUCCCAGAGGGAGAUUUGGUCUUCGAAAUCAGAGACAACCCACAUCUUCCCGAGGAAUUACUUAUAUCACUGAGGAAAUUGUGCCCGGGCUGCACCAUCUCAUUGGAUACAGAUUGUGGAUUGACUCAACCGUUCACAAUAAUGGAUCUCGUUGCUGCUUGCGCUAACAAAGUGCUCAUAAAGCCAUCAAAGCCACUCAUAAUAGAAAUCUUCUCUAAGGAUGUAAGCGAGGCACAAAUGAAUGCGUUAUGCGCUAAAGCAGCUUACAUGGAAAUCUGUAUUACCAUCUCGGAAUCCAAUUACAAGAGAUUUGAGUGCCCGGUUCUGCGAGAGCUGAUACCCUGUGCACCAGGUCGUGUGGCCAUCACAGUUAUAGAUAACCCUUACCUCACACAGUUCUUCAUCCCUGUGUCGAUAUCGUAUCCUCGAGGAAGCAUAAUCCUUGAACUUGGUGGGAAUUCAAUGCUUCCAUGGGAAGUAGUUGAGUUGUACAGGAAAAAUUGCCAACUUGCAUGCAGAUUCCCAACAAGUGAUGCUUGCGUGCUACAACCUCGAAACUACCUAAAUAAGGAACUUGUUUCUACUUGUGCCGGAAAGUCGAAGAUUAAACCUUUGAGUGGUUACCUCCUCAUUGUGUCAUCGGAUGAAGUACGAGAAUCCGAGAUGAAUUCUCUUUGUUCAAAGGCAAAAUCCAUGCAAAUCUGUAUCACCAUUAGUAACUCACAUUUCAAGAGCUUGCGAUGUCCAUAUCUGAAGGAAUUGAAACCAUGUGAAGAAGGCAAACCCGCGAUUACUAUCGUCAGCAAUCUGUAUUUCUCCACCUUUGAAAUAUCUCACAACGUACGUUUUCCUCCUGGUGCACUCAUUUUCGAAAUUAUAGAAAAUCCGAGUCUUCCGGCAGAUACCAUCAGAAUCCUCAAAUCAAUCUGUCCACGAUGUCGCAUCACAUACGAUUAUGAUUGUGGUCUUGUGCGUCCAUUCACGGCAAAACAGCUUGCUGCUGCUUGCAAACAACACCAUAUAGUUCGACCUUCACCGGGCUACAUACUCGAGUUCACAUCAAACGAUCUGACUGAAAUGGAAAUGAAUGCAAUGUGCGCGGAAGCGAUUUACCUGGAAGCCUGCAUUGUCAUCUCAGCAUCCCAAUACAGCAGUUUCCGAUGUCCUAAGCUGCGAGAGUUAAGGUCAUGUCAACCAGGGCGCGCUGCCAUCACAAUUAUAAACAAUCCUCGCUUCCAAGUGCUCGAGAUUCCGCCGAGCGUUACCUUCCCCCGUGGUGCAAUUAUCUUAGAAAUUUAUGGAAACCCUCUUCUUCCAGAUGAUAUUUUGGAAAAAUAUAGGAAAUUGUGUCCACAUUGCAAGUUUGGAUCUGAAGGAGAAUGUGUCCUGCAACCACGUGAAUACACUGACAAGGAACUAGUAAGGACUUGCGCUGGAAAGAAAAUAAUCAAACCUGCAGAAGGGUUUUUCUUGACGCUUUCCUCGCAGUUUGUGACAGAAGCUGAGAUGAAUGCUCUCUGUUCAAAGGCAACUCAUAUGCAAAUUUGUAUUACAAUCAUUGACUCAAACUUCAAGAGCUUACGUUGUCCAUAUUUGAAAGAACUGAAACCUUGUCGACCAGGAGAACCAGCAAUCAAAAUCGUGCGAAACUUCCAAUUCUCUGUCCUUGAAAUUCCAAACACCUUAGUCUUCCCGAAAGAAACCAUCAUUUUUGAAAUUAGAGAAAAUCCACAUCUACCCUUACAGAAAAUUAAAGAACUCUCACUGAUAUGCCCGCUGUGCCACAUAACCGCAAAUCUCGCGUGCGACUUGGAAAAGAGGCACUAUACUGAUAAGGAACUAAUAGCAGCAUGUGCAGGAAAAACUAUAAUCAGACCAGCAGAAGGAUAUAUGCUGGUUCUUAAGUCCAAAGAAACAACAGAAGAGGAAUUUAACGCUUUGUGUUCGAAGGCUAUUUACAUGGAAAUUUGCAUAGAAAUCACCAAUUCACAGUUCAAGCGACUACGAUGUCCAUUUUUGAGAGAACUUGUUCCAUGCCAAAAAGGUCGACCGGCUAUCAAGAUUGUCGGCAAUAUUCAAUUCGAAACUCUCGACGUUCGCGAAGACCUUAAAUAUCCCGCUAAUGAACCCAUACUCGAGAUCAGUGAAGUGCCACAUAUGGCGCUCGCUCAUAUCAAGCGCCUUCAGAGAAUGUGUAAAAAUUGCAAAAUCACGGCCAACCUAGGUUGCGGACUCAACAAAAGGACGUACACAGAUGCGGAGAUGGUUGCUGCAUGUGCAGGAAAGACAAUAGUAAAGCCUGCUGAAGGAUAUAUGCUGGUGAUGUCAAGCGACACCGUAUCAGAGGCUGAGAUGAACGCAGUCUGCUCAAAAGCAGUUUACAUGGAGAUUUGUAUAGUGAUACGAUCGUCUUCGUUCAAAUCUUUCAAGUGUCCUUACCUCAGAGAACUCAAAUCCUGCAAACCUGGUGUGCCAGCGAUCAGGAUCGUUGGAAAUCCUCUUCUCACUGACGUCUCGAUAUCGAAGACGCUGCUUUAUCGUGUAGGAACUAGAACGCUGGAAGUGCGGGGAAAUCCAAACCUCUCAAGGAGAUCAAUAAUGGAGCUCAAGAGGCUUUGUCCAAAAUGCAUUAUCAGGAGGCAACCGUAA